This is a messenger RNA of Pezoporus occidentalis (night parrot), 707 nucleotides long. RefSeq names its product SPRY domain containing 7 (gene SPRYD7). Lineage: Eukaryota; Metazoa; Chordata; Aves; Psittaciformes; Psittacidae. The transcript is spliced from 5 exons. The record is from RefSeq and is a predicted model, not a curated record. Gene Ontology annotation, molecular function: protein binding. The coding region runs from base 16 to 621 and encodes 201 amino acids.
AGGGAGCGGCCAGUCAUGGCCGCCUCCAUGUUCUGCUGCUUCUCCUGGUGCUGCUUCUCCUGGUGCAAGGAUGGCGGUGCCGGCCACAUCCCGCUAAAGGAGAUGCCGGCGGUGCACCUCGACACGCAGCGCAUGGGAACAGAUGUUGUGAUUGUUAAAAACGGCAGAAGAAUAUGUGGCACGGGAGGCUGUUUAGCCAAUGCACCUUUGCAUCAGAACAAGAGCUAUUUUGAGUUUAAAAUCCAGUCCACAGGGAUUUGGGGUAUUGGAGUUGCAACUCAGAAAGCAAACUUGAAUCAAAUUCCACUUGGUCGAGAUGUCCAUAGCCUGGUGAUGAGAAAUGAUGGAGCUCUCUACUAUAACAAUGAGGAGAAAAACAGACUACCAGCAAACAACCUUCCUCAGGAAGGUGAUGUGGUGGGCAUUACAUAUGACCAUGUAGAAUUAAAUGUAUAUUUAAAUGGGAAGAACAUGCAUUGUCCAGCUUCAGGAAUCCGAGGGACUGUCUAUCCAGUGGUCUAUGUUGAUGACAGUGCCAUUCUGGAUUGUCAGUUCAGUGAAUUUUAUCACACACCUCCACCAGGGUUUGAAAAGAUCCUUUUUGAGCAACAAAUCUUCUGAAUGUCUUCGUACUGAAAAUUUGCACCCUGCACUGUUAGAAAAGCUUUGUCAUCUUAAAUAAAGCUUCACUUUACAUUUAGGAACCA